CUUCAUCCAUAUUAUACAAGUAAUUUUUUGAAUCAGUUUUAAAACACUUAAAAGGUUCUUCUUCCAAUUUACUCUUCACUUUACAAUCUUCAUACUGUUCUAUAGGACUGCAAUUUUCUUUGCCCAAAAACAUGUUGUUAAUUAUGGCUGAUUCUUCUUUUACAUUAAUAUGCUUAAUUUUUAUAAUUCCAGAUCUAUCUGUAUCACACUGCAUAACUUCUAAUUGAAUCAAUUGUUUCCGAUGACAAUUCUUAAAUGUAGAUCAUCUUCUUGCAUUUGUCUGCAACAAGAUCAGAUUUUGGGUCAAAAUUCUCAUUGGUUGGUGGGUAACUCGAGGGGUAGUAUGUUUUUUGAUGAUAAUGAAAUUGUAACCUCAUCCACACUAUCAUUAUACACUAUACACAAAUUCAAUGUUUCAUUUCAAUUCACAGUUCCAUGGGGAACCGCAUGGAGGUCGACCUGAUAAGGUAUAUUGAUAGCAAUGGGGACUAAUCUCUCCAUUACUAACAAUUCCUUCUCUCUUGGAUGAUAAUGGCAUACAGUAGUAACUCCAAUCGUGCUAACGGUAUACUGACGGAGCACUAGUGAGGAUAGGUCACAGGCCAGACAUAAUAAAUACCAAAGACGUACCUACCUAUGAAAAGUUUCUUUAAAUAAUAAUAAUAUAAGGUAAUUUUUUUUUAAUGGACGAAAAUGAAAUGGUAGCCCCGCUUGCGUUAAUGAUAUAUGCUGGCGGAGCACCGGUAAGGGAUGAUAGAUGAUAAUGGAAUGGUACUGCCGUCUGCGCUAAUGGUGUAUGCUGAGGGAUGAUAGAUUAAAAUGAAAAGGCAGGUCAGUUAGCUCAUUGUAAUGAUAACAUCUGGAAUUUAGCAUGGGCUAAUUUUGGUUAUUGCAGUUCGACGCGAAGUUUAUAAUUCUGAAUCUUUGAUGAGCAUGAAAGUGGGGUACAGUGUAAUGGACAGUAUUGACAGUGACAGUGACAAAAAUUACAAAAUGUAAUAUUUGAUAGUAAAAUAACCUAUACUUAUUAUAAAAUACAAUGUUUUUAUUUAAUAUUUAAGUACAAAAAUGUCUCAAAUAACAGAAAAUUAUAUUAAUAAUGUUAUUAAUUUAAUUAUAUCUGAUCUUAACCUGGUAGAGUGCCAUUAUUCACAAAUAAAGUUUGAGUCAAUAGCUCAAAAUUAUUUCGGCGUUCUAAUCCCAGUAAUUUUAACUGGAAAAAAUGGAGAAAAUGAAGUAACUUUAGAUAUAGUUUUAAAAAUUGCUCCUACCGAUGAAAGAUUUCGGGAGAAGAAACCAGUAGCAGCUUGCUUGAUAGAUUAUCAAACAGUUCGUAUGUCCAGUCCAGCAUAUGAUACUCUAUUCUUUAUUAUAACAAGUACACAGUCUGAAUUAAGGCAUAAACAUUACCAAGAAUUAUUAGAUAUUUAUUACCAAACUUUUAAUAAAGUUUUGAAAGAGGUGGGUUUAGAUUCACACACUUUAUAUUCAAAGAAAAUGUUAUAUGAUGAUUUAAAAAUUGUUGCUCCUGCAUGCUUUAUUGUGGCUAACACUGCAUUAUGGCUAUCAAAUGGUUUGCAGCAAGAAGGACAUGUUAGGAGCAAAAAUAUCUGGACAACAGAUGAAGAAAAAGAAAUGGCUGUCAAUAAAUAUAAAUCAGUGAUUAAAAAUAUAUUAGAUGAUUUUGUCAGUUAUGGAUAUUUUAGUUUAUAACAUAUUGAAUAAUUUUAUAAUUAGAAAUUAUAAUAGUACCUUGUGGGAUGUAUGUAUAUACAAAAGAGACCUGAGAUAUGCCUAAGAUAGAGUUUUAUGUAUUUAAUAAAAUGUAGUACUACAA
Galleria mellonella (greater wax moth) is the source of this 1837-nucleotide messenger RNA. RefSeq lists its product as uncharacterized. Lineage: Eukaryota; Metazoa; Arthropoda; Insecta; Lepidoptera; Pyralidae. The record is from RefSeq and is a predicted model, not a curated record. The transcript has 3 exons. Bases 1069 to 1713 code for a protein of 214 amino acids.